UUCGCCUCAUUCGAGUGUCGCGCUUUGGAUUGUGUGCAACGGAACUGAGAGAAGUGCCGCGCAGCGCGAAGCCUACAAAGGGAAGUGUUGCAAUUUAGAUUGCAUCUGAAAGAUACACGCACGGAGUAUUGGAUGGUUUGCUUAGUAGUCACCUGAAAUACGAUUAAUUUGAAUUCGAUUGAAUCUCGCCGGAGCGUUCAAGAAGUUGUGAAACGAGACAUAGUCAGGAAGUGAAGCUGCUAGCAGGUGUCUUUGGUGGUAUCUUUGGUGGUUCAAAGGUGAUAAAUUGCCGUUGAAAAUUUGGCUAAUCUCCGUCUCCGCGUGGUGAUUUAACGUAUCAUCACGGUUACCUGUUUGAGCGCGAAUACGCGUCUUCUAUUGGAGCGAUUUCCGCGGCCGUACCGUUAUGUCGCUUUCGUUUCCGGUGGAAGCGGUGGCAUUUAUUUUCCUUUUUGUUACGUUCGGAUUUGCACACGUUUUUGGCUGAAUUUUGGAAGAUCCCUUUUGGGGGAUGCAUCUUGCAGUCAUAAGUGUGUAACUGAGCUUUUCCUGACACUUGAAUACUGCGCUCGAGACUGGUGCACUAUCGUUCCGCGGUCUCCCCUAUUCAUCUUAGAAAAUUCGCUAGCAGUGGCGACUAUUGGUGGACAAUUUGAAAGAUCAAGAAAUUGAGCCGAUUAAUGGCAAGUGCACGCGUGACCUAUUUCUGAGUAGAUUUCGGUGUUUUUUUUUUUCGUGGGGUUAAAAACGUGAGUUGUGAUAUUAUAUAUAUUUCUUGAUAGUUUGGAAUUCCUGAGCGUUGUUGGACGAUAUCUAAGAUCGUUUCGUGUGGAAAUUUCGUAAGAUAAUUAUCAAAUAGUUUGCGGUUCUCGGAUUAACGUGAUUCUAUCCCAGUGACAUAUGAAUAUAAUUCAGGAAGUGUUUUGAAAAGAUACUAGUGAAGUUUAAGUGUUGAGUACGGUGCCGUGAUUUUUUUUUGAAUAUUUCUCAAACGUUGUUGUUUUUAAGCGAAAGUAGCGAAAGAGGUGGUUCCUUUUUCGGGCGUAUUACGUUAUGAGUUUGAAAAAAGCGAGUCGCGUCAAGAGCCUGUCCCUCAGCGACGACAUCCCGAUACGCUCACCGAAGCCGAGAAAUACAGCCUCGUUGAGCACAAUGCCUUCAUCAGCUUCGAAGAGAGUCGAGGACAUUGGCAAGAUGCUGAAGUAUAUCGAGGAGAAUAUUGUGGGUAAAGGAGUCGCCUUUUUAGGACCGUUCGGCAGACGAAAAGCUGUUUACGCCGAUUAUUUUUCAUGUGGUCGUUCACUACAGUUUUUUGAGGAAUACAUAAACAAAGAAGUAUUACCAGCCUUGGGGGAUACUACAUGCACAUCGUCUGUGACAGGUUUACAAUCACAUUUAUAUAGCAAAGAAGCUCGUCAAAUAAUUGCUACAGCCGUAAAUGCAUCAAGCGAUGAUCACAUAAUUUUCUGUGAAGCCAAACAUACAAUUAUAAUUGAACGAUUGUGCCAUUUCUUUUGUUAUUCGCCAAAUGCACAUAGUGGCCCAGUACACAUUGAUGAUGUUGAAUUGCGGAGAAAAGGUCCAGUGUUAUUUAUAAGCUCAAGUGAACCUGCGAAACACAUCAGAAUUUGGGAGAAUGCGGGAGCACAGAUUGUUAUUAUAUCAAAAACCCGAGAAGGAUUCUUAGAUUUGGUAGACUUAGAGAAUAAAUUAUCAUCGUUCUCAGACUCUAAAAGACUGUUAAUAGGAUUGUUUUCUGGCGCAUCAAGAUCAACUGGAAUUGAAGCCGAUUGCGUUGCAACAACAAUUCUCCUUCAUCAAUAUGGCGCCAUAGGUAUUUGGGACUAUUGUCUGGCAGCACCCUACGCAUCAAUAGAUAUGAACCCCUUGUUGCCUGGUUCGACAAAAGAUGUUUUAUUCUUUAGUACGAAAAAAUUCAUCGGUGGCGUGCAAGGACCAGGUGUAUUGAUUAUCAAAAAGUCGUUAAUAUCGUCACAUCAUUCAACUGUAUUCGAAGAUUCCGUCGGUGUUGUGGAAACUAUACGAGCAGGACUCGCUAUGCAACUGAAGGAAUCCUUAGGAAUUCAAAACAUUGCUGCAAGGCAGGAGAAGCUGUGCAAACAAAUUCUUUCACAUAUAAGGACGAUACCAGAAAUUAUAUUAUUGGGGCCAUUACAAACUACAGCAAAGCGAAUACCUUUGCUUAGUUUUCUGGUGAAACAUCCACGAGGAUCGUUCUUACAUCAUAGAUUUGUGGUAGCUGUGCUGAAUGAUGUGUUUGGUAUACAGGCCACAGGGACAUCAUAUAUUGGUGAAAUUUUAGGAAUCAAUAAAACAACAUCUAGGGACUAUGAUAACUUCAUAACGGAUACAUAUAACAACGCAGAAUUUAUUCGUCCUGGAUAUACAAAUUUAUUGAUCCCAUACUUUAUGUCUGAUGCAGAAGUUGGCUUCAUUUUAGAAGCAUUGAAAAUGGUUGCGACCGAAGCAUGGAAGUUACUCCCACAGUAUGAAUAUAUUGAAAGAACAGGCGAAUGGCGACAUCAUUCAAACUCGUUGAUAAAGGAAAGAAAAUGGCUUGGAUCUAUCCGAUAUACAGACGGGCGCAUGUUGUUCACUGACAGACGGAUCUCUGGUCCUGGUAGUUUCCCACAAAAUUAUUCAGAAUGCUUACAAACAGCAAGGAAUCUUUUUAAUCGGGCACGUAAAAUGGCCCAAAAGUCGACGUUGCCAUUGGGCUUGAAACUAGUGAAUGAAACAGCAGAGAGUUUGAGGUGGUUCAUGCUACCAGGAGAAGCGCAUCAAUUGCUACUGGGGCAUUCCCAGAAUGUUCGAACGCAUCUACCGUUUGAUCCGAAUAAAACAAAAGAAUUAUCAUCGCUCUUCCACAUGUUUCGCCACAACAGCCUUUCAGCACUGGAUGUUAAACGCUUCAAAAGUCGCAGUCUUCCCACAUCUCCAGUGCAAAUUCCGAUGCGACGACAACAGUCAUCACCUACGCCUCCAUGUAGCCCAAAAACCACAAGUUUAACAGACUGUGCAUCGCCACCAAUUGUGCGUUUCUCGUUGGGCGGUGAAGUGACAACCAUGGCAUCAUUCAACCCACAAAGAAUUUCGAACCUAGUGAAUAGUGAAGAAGCCAUAUCGAGCCGAAAUAGAUGUCAUAGUUGGUCAUCAGCUGGAGGUGUAAAAUCAUUAAGUCCACAAACACGUAUUAACCUAGGAUUGGCUAAACAUUCGCAACUGGCCGCGCAUAGACUAAAAUUCAUGCGAAAAUUGUGCUCUUGCAGUAGUCAAACAGAUUUACAUAGUCCAGUUUUUUCAGCGCAUAAUUCAUCAUCAGCUCCUAGCCUGCAAAAUAUCAUUCGGGCUGGGAGUACAUGUAGUGAUUGUGCGGAAGAAAUACAGGCAUACGUCGCAGAAUACACCAAAUCAUUGGCAACGGAAAUUAAAUCUGAAAUUAGAGAAGUGAUAUCUAAGGUGGAGGAUGUUCUUGAGGGCACAGACCCUGUAGACAUGAGCUCCAUUAGUAUGCUAUCAAUGGCAAAUAAUAACAAUUCAGGUGAUGAUUCAAGAUCAGAUUCCGUGUCUGCUACAGAUGUCGCGGAAUAUUUGAAAGGAUUAUCUAAGGAAAUGGCUAGUGAAGUGAAAUCAGAAAUACGUGAGGCUGUUAAUUUUAUUCCAGUUGAAAACAUUAAUUUAAAUCGGAAAUCAUCCCCGCCGGAUGUUUUUGUGGGAAAGGCGUGCGAAAAAGAGAGAUCAUCAAAACACAAACAUAACGACGGGCGAAAUGAAAACCAUGAAUCUUCGGAAAAUCGAGAUAAGCAAAUUUGCAUUGAAUCGAUUCCACGCCCCAAUUCAACUCCAGGAUGGCAUGCUCCAACCGCAGCAAGUCCUGAAAACUCUACACCAAAUUGUCCCUAUACAGGGGCAAUAUCUAAGUUGAUCGAUGCUAGUAGCACUGCAUCUCAAGAUUCGGGUAUCAACUUGUACUUUGGCGACCAGGAAGAUACUCGCUGUCGUACAACUUCUGAAAACUAUUUAGAAAGGCCGAAGAGGAAUUCAGAGAGAUCGCAAAGCGAUAGUUCACACAAGAAAAAUGCAAACCAUCGUCAAUAUCACACCAACCAAAAUAGCCAGGAGAAUACGUUUACUAGUGAUGCUUCUUGUGAAUGUAUCUCUAAGGAUGCAACCUGCACUUCCACACCCAUCUCGGGAGGUAGCACACUGGCACUGAAACUUCCCACAUUAGAACGCCACCAAUCCGUUGAAGGACCAGCGCGAGACCUUCAUCGAUGGCAGCACCUUCCAAAGGACAUAUGGAAACAAACAGCGGAGGCAAUCGAUGAGUUUGCGAUGAUAAAAGAUGGUGAUCGUAUUCUGGUUUGUUUGUCAGGAAGCUGCGCAUCCUUAUGCCUCCUUCACGCGCUUCGGCAGUUCUCACGUGCCCGAGGAAUUCAUAUCGAUAUGGCAGCAAUAACUGUGGGGAAAUGUGGCAUUGACCCAAGAGCUCUUAUGUUAUACAUGAGAGAUAUUGAUAUAGAGUUAUAUAUUAUUGAACAAUUAGGUGCAUCUGAAAAUUAUAGAACUAAGAUUUGUGCAUUAGCUAGAAGGAAACACUAUAAUGUUCUUGCUAUGGGAAAUACUUUGGACAAAAUUGCUGAUGAAUUCUUAGUGUCCGUAUUAACUAAAGGAAGACUCUUUACACCACAAGCACAUUGUAUUAAUCGUGAAGGUGAUCUACGUGUGAUACGCCCAUUUAUAUUUGUUCGAGAAAAAUGCUUGGAAAAUUUCGUUCGUCAGAAAAAUAUGCCAGCCCGACCAUCAACGAAUUCAAGCAAACCAUUGGAUGCAUCGAACAGUAUACUGAAAGUUCAAGAAAUGGUCAAUCCGAAUGUUUUCGAGAAUAUCAAAAAUGCUUUGAGACCGCUCUUGUCUUUCAGAUUGGAAACAAACAAAUCGACAUAUGAACACUUAAAAUUAAAUUUAAUGACUAGAGAUUGACAAAAUAUAAUAUAUAAUCCAUGUUCUAUAAAAAAUAUUAUUGAUGUUAUUUAUUAUAAAAAACAUUUUAUUAAGUUCACUUUGUG
Molecule: messenger RNA, 5090 nt
Organism: Hermetia illucens (black soldier fly)
Lineage: Eukaryota; Metazoa; Arthropoda; Insecta; Diptera; Stratiomyidae
Exons: 17
Coding region: 1054-5004 (1316 amino acids)
Source: RefSeq, a predicted model, not a curated record